CUCUGGUACGGUAAAGUGAGGGCGACGAAAUGGAAGGUGUUGUAGAUGUUAUGUGAAACCGUGGAAAAUACGUAGUCGGCGAUCCUUCGUCGCCCAAAAUCUCACGGAGGACGGACCAACCGAGUCACAACUCACUGCCAACUCGUGAGUCGCGACUCUGUGAAAUGAAUGUCCCUCUUUGGAUUUUUCAGUCUCUUUCGAUUUCACUGAACUCACUCACCCAGGAUUGCUCCAAAGCUCACAUCCUUCAUGGGAAGGACUGCAAUUUUCUCGACUCACUCUGCCACUGUCGCCUUGAUCUGGUUCACCUCUGCUGUCCUCUUCUUCUUUCUCUUCCAAAUGGCCCUCCACAACUCCAGUCCCGCUUCUUCCUCAGAUUCUUUGGUGUCUAAUUCUGAGUUAAGAUCAAAAUUAUACGAUAAGAUGGAGAGGGAUUUGGAUGAGAAAGGGGCACUAUUCCUCAAGGGCGGUGAAACGUCUCAGUCUUUAUCACUUUCUGAUAUCUUCACUAUCAAGGAUGGAUCUGUGACCCCUGUAUUGAAGGCAGCUAAUCCACCUGUUCGCGCUAAUGUUUUGUAUCUAAGCACAGAAUACUCAGUUCCCAUAUCUGAGGCUGUAAAAUCUAUAUUUGAUCCUUAUUUUGAUAAAGCAAUUUGGUUUCAGAACUCUAGCUUGUACCAUUUUAGCAUGUUCCAUGCAUCACAUCAUAUUUCACCGAUUCCUGCUACUGACAAUGAGAUUGAAGCUGAAGCAGCUGCUGUGAAGGCUGCAACAGAGCAUAUGUGCCGAUUGAAAAUAGUUCUAGACAGGGUUAUUCUAACUUCAACCGGUGUUCUUCUGGGAUUUUGGCAGGUAAUAUCAGGGACAGAUCCUGUUACCAUCCGUGCUAAACUAAGGGCAGCGCUUCCACAUGCACCUGAGAAGCAACUUUACGAUGCUGCUAUUCUUCACACAUCAUUUGCUCGGCUUUUGGGUCACCCAAAAGCUUCAGAAACGCUCCAUAGAAGUUCUGAUGAACUCCAACUCUUUCACGAGCUGGUUGCUCGCUUGAAUAAACAAAUCCGUGGGUCCGAGGCAGUGGUGUCGGAGCUGUGGUAUGUGGAGGAAUAUGAUGUUUUAGCUCUGGCUUUGAAUGGAAGAAUGAAGGUUCGCAAGUUCCCGCUUGGCUGCUCCAGCUCUUGAGAUGAAGAAUGUCUAUAUAUAUAUGUCUCCAUUGAUGCUAAUACACACAAGUUUUAAACAAUUCUCUUAGCCAUAGUUGAUGCUCAGUGCGGGCUAAAAGUAAGAGCAUUGAAUAGCAGUCCAAUUUGUCUGCUCCACGGCCCCCCUCCUCCGAAUGAUUUCAAAAUUUAUCGACCACGUGAAACUUGAGAGAGGUAUACGUUACAAAGAGCUUUAUUGUAAAUAAAUAAAGAUGGACCUUCUCUGUCCCCUUACUUAUUUAUUUAACGGAGCUCUAAAAGCAAGUAGGUAAAACAUCUACCAGUGUUAUGAAAGUGGAUAAGUUUGACUCGUUAAAAAAA
Molecule: messenger RNA, 1523 nt
Organism: Benincasa hispida (wax gourd)
Lineage: Eukaryota; Viridiplantae; Streptophyta; Magnoliopsida; Cucurbitales; Cucurbitaceae
Source: RefSeq, a predicted model, not a curated record